This is a messenger RNA of Sapajus apella (tufted capuchin), 2197 nucleotides long. Its product is annotated as kielin/chordin-like protein. The record is from RefSeq and is a predicted model, not a curated record. Gene Ontology annotation, molecular function: protein binding. Lineage: Eukaryota; Metazoa; Chordata; Mammalia; Primates; Cebidae. The annotation marks the transcript as partial. The transcript is spliced from 17 exons.
UGUCCACCCACCCCGCUCUCUGGUGACCCACCUGUCAUCCUGCCAACCUUCCCAGGCUGUGAGUAUGAGGGGCAACACUACGAGGAGGGGGCCACCUUCCCGUCCAGCUCCAACCAUUGUCUGCAGUGCUCCUGCCUGAGGAGCCAGGUUCGCUGCGUGCCCCUGAAGUGCCCAGUCAGCCCCUGUCCAGAGCCAGCCCUGAGGCCUGGGCACUGCUGCCCAACCUGCCAAGGUUGCACAGAAGGUGGCUCUCACUGGGAACAUGGCCAAGAGUGGACCACACCCGGGGACCCCUGCCGAAUCUGCCGGUGCCUGGAGGGUCACAUCCAGUGCCGCCAGCGAGAAUGUGCCAGCCUGUGCCCGUACCCAGCCCGGCCCCUCCCAGGCACUUGCUGUCCUGUGUGCAAUGGCUGUUUCCUAAAUGGGCGGGAGCACCGCAGCGGGGAGCCCGUGGGCUCGGGGGACCCCUGCUCACACUGCCGCUGUGCUAACGGGAGCAUCCAGUGUGAGCCUCUGCCCUGCCCACCGGUGCCCUGCAGACACCCAGGCAAGAUCCCUGGGCAGUGCUGCCCCAUCUGCGAUGGCUGUGAGUACCAGGGACACCAGUAUCGAAGCCAGGAGACCUUCAGACUCCAAGAGGGGGGCCUCUGUGUCCGCUGCUCCUGCCAGGCCGGUGAAGUCUCCUGUGAGGAGCAGGAGUGCUCCGUCACCCCCUGUGCCCUGCCUGCCUCUGGCCGCCAACUCUGCCCAGCCUGCGUGCUGGAUGGAGAGGAGUUUGCGGAGGGAGUCCAGUGGGAGCCUGAUGGUCAGCCCUGCACCUCCUGCAUUUGUCAAGAUGGGGUAUCCAAGUGUGGGGCUGUGCUCUGCCCCCCAGUGCCCUGCCAGCACCCCACCCAGCCCCCUGGUGCCUGCUGCCCCAGCUGUGACAGCUGCACCUACCAUGGCCAAGUGUAUGCCAAUGGGCAGAAUUUCACAGAUGCAGACAGCCCUUGCCACGCCUGCCGCUGCCAGGAUGGAACUGUGACAUGCUCCUUGGUUGACUGCCCUCCCACAACCUGUGCCAGGCCCCAGAGUGGACCGGGUCAGUGUUGCCCCAGGUGCCCAGACUGCAUCCUGGAGGAAAAGGUGUUUGUGGACGGCGAGAGCUUCUCCCACCCCCGAGACCCCUGCCAGGAGUGCCGAUGCCAGGAAGGCCAUGCCCGCUGCCAGCCUCGCGCCUGCCCCAGAGCCCCCUGUGCCCACCCGCUGCCUGGGACCUGCUGCCAGAACGACUGCAGCGGCUGUGCCUUUGGCGGGAAAGAGUACCUCAGCGGAGCGGACUUCCCCCACCCCUCUGACCCCUGCCGUCAGUGUAGCUGUCUGAGUGGCCACGUGCAGUGCCUGGCCCGCCGCUGCGCGCCGCUGCCCUGUCCAGAGCCGGUCCUGCCGCCGGGAGAGUGCUGCCCGCAGUGCCCAGCCGCCCCCGCUCCCGCCGGCUGCCCAAGACCCGGCGCGGCCCCCGCCCGUCACCAGGAGCACUUCUCCCCGCCCGGCGAUCCGUGCCGCCUCUGCCUCUGCCUCCACGGCUCCGUGUCCUGCCAGCGGCUGCCCUGUCCGCCCGCGCCCUGCGCGCACCCGCACCAGGGGCCCUGCUGUCCCUCCUGCGACGGCUGCCUGUACCAGGGGAAGGAGUUUGCCAGCGGGGAGCGCUUCCCAUCGCCCACUGCCGCCUGCCAUCUCUGCCUUUGUUGGGAGGGCAGUGUGAGCUGUGAGCCCAAGGCGUGUGCCCCUGCACUGUGUCCCUUCCCCACCAGAGGCGGCUGCUGCCCUGACUGUGAUGGCUGUGAGUACCUGGGGGAGUACUACCUGAGUAAUCAGGAGUUCCCGGAUCCCCGAGAACCCUGCCACCGGUGUACCUGCCUUGGAGGCUUCGUGACGUGCGGCCGCCUGCCCUGUGAGCCUCUGGGUUGCAGCCACCCGCUCAUCCCAUCUGGGCACUGCUGCCCAACCUGCCAGGGUAGGGCCACACCUGCCCUUCCAUUCCCCCUGCUGGGGCUCCCCGGGGACAAGCCUCCCACAUCAGCCCUCCCUUGAGACAGACACAUGCAGGCACUCUCGCCCAGGCUUCCCCAGGUGCCUCUCACCCACCCUGCUCUCCUCCCAGCCCUCCCACUGCCUGCCGACCCCACCCCACCGUACUAUUCUCUCACUCUCUGAU